Messenger RNA from Kwoniella shivajii, 348 nucleotides. RefSeq lists its product as uncharacterized. Gene Ontology annotation, cellular component: mitochondrial intermembrane space. The record is from RefSeq and is a predicted model, not a curated record. Gene Ontology annotation, biological process: cellular respiration. Lineage: Eukaryota; Fungi; Basidiomycota; Tremellomycetes; Tremellales; Cryptococcaceae. The transcript has 4 exons. The coding region runs from base 1 to 348 and encodes 115 amino acids.
AUGGACUUAUCUUAUAAUCUGGUAGCUUCAAAAUGUGCCGAGCAAAUGGCAAAAUACCAGGAGUGCGUACUGAGGAAUCAAGCAGGUGACUGGAACACGAUAUGCCGACCAGAAGGUAAAGCUUUAGCAGCAUGUGCGGACGCCAGUGUACCGCAUCUCUCGGAACUAAAGAAUUCGUGCGCCGAACAAAUAUUCUCAUAUAGACAAUGUCUAGAUAAACAUGCUUCUCAACCCGAAGAAGUGAUAAGUGAGAAUUGUGCUGGAUUGAUGAAAGACCUUUGGGAAUGCAGUGAGAGGACAAUGAAGGUCAUUGAGGAAAGGGAAGGGAAGACAUCAAAGCUAGUAUAA